Molecule: messenger RNA, 2690 nt
Organism: Camellia sinensis
Lineage: Eukaryota; Viridiplantae; Streptophyta; Magnoliopsida; Ericales; Theaceae
Source: RefSeq, a predicted model, not a curated record
UUUAAUUCUUGAUCUGGGUUGGUUUGAUUAUGAUUUAAUUGGUAUGAAGAGAUCUGAAGUGUUUUCGAGACCCGCUUCCUAAUCAGUUUCCAACCAUUCAAGGAAACCUAUUACGAUUCCUUUUUUUCAUUCAAGGAAACCUCUUUUGAUUCCAUAUUUUCAAUCGACAAUUAUAAAAAUGUUCAGAAAUUUUUUUAUUGAUUCAAAUUGAUAGCCUCUCUAGUGCAGAUAAGAGAAGAGAUGCCAGUGGAAUUCAAUUUUGAUAUCUUUGGAGAAACGAGCUGCUGAACUCGAUUGAAAAGCAAGUUUGAAGAAUGGGAAUUCAUUAGUUGAAGAAGUGGUAUUUGAUUGAGUUGGUUAUUGACUUAUAUGUGGUUACAUUUUGGGACUUGAGUUGUAUUUUCAUGCUGCCGCCCCUGAAGGAGGCUAUCCACUGCAGGCAUAGACUUAUGGAAGCCCAUUCGCAUCUCUGUUGCCAUCGUCUUACAAUCCUUUACUCUUUUUUGAUUUGUUUUUCCUAAUUCCAUUAUAAUAGUUGCUCUGCUUCUCUUUUGAUUUUGAUCCUUUUUACUUACUACAUGUUCAUCUUCUCAGCACUCUCGCUGUUUAGCAGUAGAGAGAAUACUAUGGAAAUGACAACUCUCUAUUUCUCUAUUUGAAAUCUGAGAAUACUUGGAAGUUGCUAUGGCUAUACUUGUUUUUCUGACUCAAAAUUGUUUUGUUGGUAACUCUAUUUUUUUGUGAUAAUUUACUUUGUUUUAUGACGCUUUUGUUGUUGUUGAGUUUGAAAUUGAAACCAAUGAAAUUGAGAUGAGACUGAUUUGAUUGGAAGAGGGAUGGCCAUUGGGUUUGCUGCAGCCACGAAAUGAGAGAGUUGGUGGUUUGGUCAGAAAUAGUGGGUUUUUUUGGAUCAGCAUCUUUCCACACUUUUCUCAGUGCUUCUCCUCCUACUUCCUUUUCUGAUUCUACAUUAGAUUUGGAUAUAGAGUCAAUAGGGUCAUUCUUCCAUGAGAAGAGCAUAACUCUUGGGAGCUUGUUGGGUCUCAUUCUAUUUAAGGUAUAUCAGAGGCAUUAUAGGUUGAAGUCAAUGGAAGCCACUGCUGAAUGCACUCUGCCACCAUUGGUUUGCUGCGUCAAGGCAUUUUGUCCGGCCCAUGUGAAUUCCUACUCCAAGUCUAGUGGAUCUCUAUUGCACUGGAGCAAAUCUAUCAUGGACUUCCAUAUACCAUUAGAAAACUCGCGUUCAAAGAAUAGAUGUGAAUGACUCUCAUCACCCUACCCACAGAGUUGGUGAGUCUUCACUUCAAUUAGCCCUCAUUUGUAGAGUCUGUCCAGAGUUGCAAGUCUGCCCUUACCACUCAACCAUAAAAUAAAAGAACAUUUGGAUACAUUGCCAUUGAACCAUAUCAUUUGAUCCCAAGAAGUAGGUGGUUGUUUGAUUCUGAUUACAUUCCAUGUUGAGUGUAUUGUGAAGUUGCUAUUCUUCUUAGUUAUCCAUCUCACAUCAUACCCCUUGUCCGAUGAUAGGUAUUAUGUUGUUAAGAAUACUGUCAAUAAUACUCAAUAGAAUUUCAUUCCUUCUAAUAGGCCAGUUCCAGUUACCACUCUAGCAUUCAGAUUUCUGAUUCCUUUCAAGUCCCCCCAAAUCUCUGGUACAAUGGUCCCAAAGAGUGCCAAUUCUCAAGCCAAAGGAAGGUGGAUUCUCCAUUGCCAAUUACUUUCUUAAUUAGGGGCAUAACUUCUCUUCUUAAACUGAAAAGUUUCCUCACUGUCCAAGACACAUUAGAAGGAACUUGCAUAGUCCUGAAGUGUAAGUUUUUAUUCUUGGCAAUCCUGUUUGACAAAAUUCCUUUCAGUUGUACUUGUUUUCGCUAUUUUAUUUCAGUGAGGUUAUGAGUUUUUAGAUGCGAAUCCAACUUGAAUUAUGUCUUCAGAAAAGUUUGUGGUGCUAAUUCUUUCAUGAUUGCCACUUCGCUGACUAUGACGGGAAUUGAGCGUGGAUUCGGAUUGAUUGGGACAGUGAAGUGGCAAUCAUGAAAGAAUUAGCACCACAAACUUCUCUGCAAGGCACAAUUCAAUUUGGAUUCGCAUCUAAAAACUCACAGUCUCACUGAAAUAAAAGAGCGAAAACAAGUACAACUGAAAGGAGUUUUGUCAAACGAGAUUGCCAACAAUAAAAACCUAAUAAUCUCCCCUUUUCGCAAUGUCGUGACAAAACACACCUAACAAAUAAAAUCCUAACCACUCCAACCCAUUACAGCCAACAAAAGCAAACUUUUUUCUCAAGAUCAUGAUCUGCAAAACAGCUAGCAGUGCUACAAUCUCUCAAAUAACUAUUAGUGCCACAAGAGCAUAUGAAAAAAGUAAUAGACAUAUGACAAUAUUAUUGUCACGACCCCAUUCCGCUCCUAGUAGAAUGGUGCCAUGAUGGCCAGUAAUCCGAGAUUUACCAAAGGCCAACUUACAAAGUCACACACAAUCAGAGUAUACAUAUGGGGCUCACAUGUGCGGAAGCAAUAAAUUUAAAUCUAAAUAGUCCACAAGAGCUGUGCAUAGAUCAAAUGAAAUGUCAUACAUAACAUGGUUUUACCACUUGAGUACAAAUAAAAUAAACACAUAUUACAUCUUGAUCAAAAGGCUUCUCGAGCUAACAUAUACAAAAUGAACUACAAUGACCAAACCAAGAAGCA